UGCUUGCUUGCUUUCUUUCUUUCUUACUUUAUUUCUUCUUUCUUCAAAAUUAUUUUGUUAAUUGAUAUAAUAAAUCUCUUUUCUGUACUUUAUUCUUUUUCUUUUUCCUCUUGCCUAAUUUUAUUUAUUUAUUAUUCUCACCGUCAUCAUUAUAAUCGCCGUCAUUGCAAUACAAAAAAUACAAAAAAUAAAAUAUGAAUGCCGAGCACUCUACUUCAACUAUUGAUUCCAUCACAGACAUUGAAGUUCUCCGCGCAUAUCUGCGACAAACAACACAAAGUCUACAGUCAGCAGCGCAAAUGGGACUCGACCUUGCACAUCAAAACCAAACCCUUCAUAUACAGGUCCAAGACCUCCAACAGGAUCACAAAGACCUCCAACAGCGCAUUUCCUUAAUAGAGCGCGACCGCCGAUGGAUGCAACAGCAGUCUCUCCGGGUUGAUCAGGUGAAAGCAGCACUUCACGAGCUGCAGACUAAAUCCGAAAGAGGUGGAUCCAGGUGGGCGUCGGAACAAAAAGUAGACACAUUGGAGGGUUCCGUGGAGAGGAUCCGCGAGGACAUGGAGAUGCUGAUUAGGCAAAUCGAGGAUCUUGGUGUUUCGAGAGGAGCAAAGGGCGAGCUCGGGGUGUUGGCCAGGAGAAUGGGUGCGCUGGAAGAUGUGGCGGAGCAUCUGGGCUUUCGCGUCUCCGAGGUUUCCGAAGAACGUGAGGUCGGUGAGAAUCGCCUGAGGGCUGCCGUGACUGAUACCGGGAGGCAUAUGGGGGAGGUCCGGAGCGAACUGCAGGCACUGGGCGCUGCGCACGAGGACACUGUUAUGCAGACCGAGGCGAUAGCCCAAAGACAAGGUGACAUUGAGCAGUCGCUGAGAUCCAUUAUUGUUGAGUACAAUUCAAUGCUGAAUGAGCAUGAGCAGGCUAUUAGGAUCCUUGGGGAUAGCCAGGCGGUCAUUGAGUCACAGCUGCCGUCGAAUUAUAAUACGGCGACCGGCACUUUGCGGAAUAGACUGCGGGGCCCUAGUCGUGCUGACUUUGCGAUUUCAUCGGUUGGCCGUCGCGGCGGCGAAAGUUUGGGCGAUAUUUUUGCAACAGAUACUAGUCCUCCUCCCAUGCAGCAUCAAAAUCAAAAUCAUCAGCAUCAGCAUCAGCAUCAACAACAACUACAGCAUCAGCAGCAACAACGCAAAGUUUCAGUGGCAAUGGGAUUCCCGCCAUCGCCCCCACUGACCAUGUCUCCAGACCAUCACCCGCCCUCAGUAGUCGUAGGCCUUACACUUGGCGGUGGUGUCGUUGGCACCAUUGGUGGUGGCGGUGGCAGAAAGGCGGCGUCGGUCAUCGGCACAUCUACGGAUAGACAUCGGUCGAGAGUGCGGCCUCGCACGAGCAGCUUUUCCAAGUUAGCCCUGCCGGUGUCCCCGACGCGGCUUUCACCGGGUGGGUUUGGGAAUAUCAUUUCGGCAUCGGCGCAUGUGGGUCUCGGAUGGGGCAAUUAUUGGCAGGCUCGCAGACACCGCCUUCAGUUUGAUAUUCAAAAAAGGCUCGGACUCCCUGCAUUGCCGUCGGUGGCCGCAGCGAUAAACGGCACUCGGGCGAUGAGCAGUGCCGGCACCAUUGAUUUGGAUAUUGAAGAUUAGUUAUCCAUGUUAUUUUUUAUUUUUGGUAUUAUCUUUUAUAAAUUAUUCAUUAAUUUU
Kickxella alabastrina is the source of this 1688-nucleotide messenger RNA. RefSeq lists its product as uncharacterized. The coding region runs from base 195 to 1631 and encodes 478 amino acids. The transcript is spliced from 2 exons. NCBI's taxonomy places the organism in Eukaryota, Fungi, Kickxellomycota, Kickxellomycetes, Kickxellales, Kickxellaceae. The record is from RefSeq and is a predicted model, not a curated record.